AUGUCUGGCCAGCCAAAUCAGCAAGGACACCAGACGACUCCAUUAGCUACCACCAGUACUCCUGCUUCCACUCUCAUUUCUCACCAACAACAACAAGCUUCUUCGUCCCUUUCUUUGGGUCCACAAAUUCUUACAGCCCAACAACCACAACCACAACCACAACAAUAUCAACAACAACAACAACAACCACAAUAUCAUCAUCAUCAUCACCAAGUGACGACUAAUAUAGUUCCUCAACAGUUCCGUUACUUUAUUCCACAGCAACAGUUUCAGCAGCAGCAGCAGCAGCAACAGCAGCAGCAGUUUCAGCAGCAUCAACAACAACAGUUUCAUCAACCUCCUCAGAUUCAAUCUCAAGGACACCCAUUUGCCCUUCAACAAGGUCUUCCCCUAGUGUACGGACAACAACAACAACAACAACAACAACAAUUGGUACCUGGCCAAAAUCAAUUUAUCUCUCAGCAACAGGUUCCUCCAACUAUUUAUCAGCAACAGCAACAACAACAACAACAACAACAACAACAACAACAACAACAACAACAACAACAACAACAACAACAACACCUUAUCCCACAAGAACACCAAUCUUCUUCUUCUUCUUCUUCUUCUUCACAAUCAAAUAGAAUGUUUGCGGUUGACAAUAACCAAAUCCACUUUACAAACGUUUUUUUCCCUCAAACACAACCUCCAACACAACCUCUUAAUAACCUCAUGAACCGUGGUCGCUUUUCUUUCUACCCUGCCACAUCUGCUCCUUUAGUCAAUACAACGGUGGUAACAACUUCUUUACCUGCAACAACAUCAACUACAACAGCGGGUCAUGACACUACUCAAAAAAUGAAUUCUCCUAUUCUGACUACCCCAGUUUCGACUUCCUCAAUGGUGGAGCCUCUUUACAUGACCUCAAAUGGUAGUGGACCAGAUUAUGCGGAGUACAUAAAUAACGAGUAUGUGGCUACCAGUAUUGAAGCAUCAGCCUCUCCAAUACUGACCUUCAACAACAACAUGACUUGGAUCUGCACAACAGAAGCAGCGGCAGCAGCAGCGGCAGCAGCAGCAGCUGUUGCAGCAAAUGUUCCAAUUACACCAGGUGUUUCAAUUGAAACAACAUCAGCUACAGCAACAGCAGCAACAACAACAACCUCGGUAACUCCACUUUCACCAGUCUCUGCGUUCCCACCUUCUUCAUCAGUUCUUACACCAGCCACAACCUCUCCAGGAAUGACUAUCACUUCACCUACUGAUUAUAUCCCGAUCAGCAAUUCUCAAACUGCUCUUUCUGUGGCUGCAACAACUGGUCCAUUUGAACAACCUAUUUUUAUCACAGCAGACCAAAAAACUCCUCAGCAACAACAGCAACAACCUAUGACCGAUACAACUGGUCCAUGGUAUAGUUACGCGCCAAUUGCGCGUCCUGAUGCGAAAAUAGAGUCUCACCAGGUACCGCCUCAAAUGAUGGUGCCUUCCAACCAACAACAACAACAACAACAAAUAGUCAUCAAGUCGGAAGAUUCGCUGAGGCAAUCACAUCUUCAGCAACAACCGCAACACAUCAUGGUCAAACAAGAGGAGCAGGCUCUUCAACAAACGCCUCAAUUCUAUUCCAAUGACGAUAGCAGUAUUAUAGCAGCCCCCUUUUCAGCAGCUUCUUCUCCACAAUCAAUUGUUCGUUCACCUAUUCGAGUUUUGGAUCCUCCAAUGUUUGAUGGAAUUGCUACCCAACAACAACAACAACAACAACAACAGCAGCAGCAGCAGACAACACCCCAGCAACAACAAUUCAGCACAUUUUUCACAAAUUCUGUGGUAUCAUCCCCCCACAUGCACCCUCCUCAAUAUAGUGCUCCAACAUCUCCAAACACAACCGGUUUUAUGAAGUCAAGUCAUGGGGCAAUUGCUGUUUCAAAUCAACCAGUCGAGCCAGUGCCUGUUGUUUCAGUGAUGUCAAUGCAACCUUUCAAUUUCCCUCCAGCUUCUGCUCCAGCUUCUAUUCAAGCGGCUCCUCAUCAACUGCCGGUCCCCACCCCACCAGCAGUACAAUCCAGACAUUCGGCCCCAAAUCUCGACACGUCAGCAUCAAUUGGUGGAUCAUCUAAGGCUUUAGAUAACAAUAGUAAUUCUCAACUAUCACAAACCAUUCCGAAAAAGAAGGGCCGUGCAGCUUCUCUUAGUGAUACUGCUUCUUCUUCUUCUUCUUCUUCUUCACCUCGCAAAAACAAGCGUUCAAAAUCAAUCAUCUCUUCAACUUCUGGAUACUCUUCAAACGCUUCUUCUAUUUCCAUCAUUAGCUCUGCUUCUGCUCCUCCUUCAAUGUCUUCUUCUUCUUCCUCUUCUUCUGCAGCUUCAGCUUCUACUCCAGCAUCUGCUCCAAUUGCAUCUUCUUUAUCAUCUCCUCCAGCUUCGUCUUCUUUCGCCUCUUCUUCCACUCCAUCAUCUGCGGCAGCAGCAGCAGCCGCAGCCGCAGCCGUUGCAACUGCUCUCAACUCCACUUCAAGUCCUCCUUCUACGCUCGUUUCUUCUAUUUCCUCAUCAUCUAUUUCACAGGGCACUCUUACCCCCAUGGAGAAGAAAUACCAGUGCCAAAUUUGUGGCAAGUACUUUCGUCGUGAUUUGCCUCGGCAUUUGCGCACCCACUUGGAGAUUACCCGGUUUGAAUGUCCAUUUGGCCGAGAUGCUUGCCCACAUAAGCAGGGCCAGUUUAAUCGACCAUAUGAUUUUAAGAAGCACUUGCUCCAUGGUCACUUUACUUUUGAUGAUCAGAAGAAGGUGCGUUCAUUCCGCGAUUUGCAUGCUAAGUUGGCCCACACUGGUACUUGCCGUUGUGGUCUGAGAACUACUGCUGGACAAUGGCUUGAUGAGCAUGUGCUUGAUGGUGAAAACAGAUGUCCUUUAUUAGUUCGAGUCCCAAGAGACAAUUUGGCUGCUACUCGUGUUUUAGUCAAUGAACAAAUACAGCACAGACACCAAGGCCCUUCUUCCUCCUCCCCAUCUUUGUCCCAAAUGGCAUUAGCUGAAGAGUCUCCCAUUCCCAUGAAUGCGGAACUCCAGCAACAGCAACAGCCACAGCCCGAGCAUUCGGAAAUGCCUUCACAACAUGUGCAUGAGAUGCAUCAGCAACAACAGCAGCAGCAGCAGCAGCAGCAGCAGCAGAUUACUAUGAUUCCUCCUCCUCAACAUUUUCAUCCUUCUCCUCAAGGACCACCGGGCCAAUUGCAACAACAGCAAUCUCAGCCGCAGCUGAUUAAUAUCCAGUUCCAUCCAGUUCCACAGCAUCAUCCUCAAAUGCAUUUUGCUGCUCCGGUUCCUUCUCCACCUAUGAUGGCGAUGAUGCCUGGCCAUCCAGGAGUUCCACCUGUUGUUCCUCAAGGGCAUGGAAUGAUUACACAACCACCGCAAAUGAUGGUUGCACCUCCAUCUCAACAGCAGCAGCAGAAUCCGGUUCAGUAUAUGACCCAACAACACCCGCAUCCUCACCCUCCUCAAUAG
Magnusiomyces paraingens is the source of this 3486-nucleotide messenger RNA. RefSeq lists its product as uncharacterized. Lineage: Eukaryota; Fungi; Ascomycota; Dipodascomycetes; Dipodascales; Dipodascaceae. The transcript has a single exon. The coding region runs from base 1 to 3486 and encodes 1161 amino acids. The record is from RefSeq and is a predicted model, not a curated record.